AUGCUGAGUGGAGCUAGACUAGAACAAAAGUUCUGGGCUGAAGCUGUAGCCACUGCCUGCUACCUGAUAAACAGGUCUCGUACAUCAGCUUUUGUUGAUAAGACGCCAAUGGAAGCGUGGUCAGGCGACAAGCCUUCACUUAGACAUCUGAGAGUGUUCAGUUCAUCUGCCCCUUCUGUCAUGGAUGGUUUUGCCAUAGAGGGUGCAGGUAAGGGCGUUUCCUCCUGCCCCAGGGCUGAUGGUAUUCUGCACAACUUAAGGGGUACUGGCAUGGUGCCCAAUGAUGAUUCUAUUGGACAGGGUGUCCGGAGGUCCCGACUCGACAGACAACAGUUUAGUGGUUUUAUCCCUGUUGCUAAUGGCAUCAUUGUUAAUCUGAAAGAUGAUACCACAAAGGAAAUCAUUUAUAAUGUUUCUAUUCUCUUUUUGCAUGGUAUGAUCUCUUCGUUUCAAGGUUUGUGA
This is a messenger RNA of Cryptomeria japonica (Japanese cedar), 462 nucleotides long. RefSeq lists its product as uncharacterized. The transcript is spliced from 2 exons. The coding region runs from base 1 to 462 and encodes 153 amino acids. Lineage: Eukaryota; Viridiplantae; Streptophyta; Pinopsida; Cupressales; Cupressaceae. The record is from RefSeq and is a predicted model, not a curated record.